Daucus carota subsp. sativus is the source of this 1598-nucleotide messenger RNA. RefSeq names its product E3 ubiquitin-protein ligase ATL4-like. Gene Ontology annotation, biological process: protein ubiquitination. The record is from RefSeq and is a predicted model, not a curated record. Bases 450 to 1445 code for a protein of 331 amino acids. The transcript has a single exon. NCBI's taxonomy places the organism in Eukaryota, Viridiplantae, Streptophyta, Magnoliopsida, Apiales, Apiaceae.
AUUAAUACAGAGCAGAUCAGAGCCAAACAGGAGAUUUGUAGAGAAGGAUAGCUGGGAACUUUGGAUCCAAAACGAACAAACACAGUUCAUCACCACCAACAGCAUUUAUCAUCCCCAUACCAGUUACCUGACUCAUCUCAUAAAUUCUCUUUAGACCCUUGUCUACAUCCCUACUAUGACCAAUACACACAAUAAAUCCCAACAAAACUCCUAACAAAAAAUACCGCCAAACUUUCGAGACGACUCGAGUUCGAGUUUGACCGCCUAGUCCCCUUCUGGUUCCGUCACUGCUCGUCUCGUAACAUUAUAAUAUAGUCUUCCCUCCUCACAAGCCUUAAAGUUAUAGGCAAGCACAGUAAAUGUUCCCAUCUCCCAACUCCCACCAACUUCUAAUUACUCUCAUGACCAGAACUUGAACACAAAACCCUAGCCAUCUCAAUCUCAACCAAAUGGCAAGAAUUCUUAGUGCAGAUAUUCUAAAUCAAACACCUCCCCCUCCUGAUUUCAUCUACAACACUGGCAGCAUUAGCCAGUUCCCGGCCUCCUCACCGCCCUCGUCUUCUUCCUCCUCUUCGUCCUCCUCAAUUGUUAUCGUUAUUAUUAUUAUAACUUCCGCUAUAAUAAUUUCCGCUUCAAUUUACCUAAUUCUUAGGUAUUUAUCACGAAGAUUUCACCGCGCAUUUUCAGACGUGAUUAUUCCAUCUAACACCAAUUUUUGCACCGAAAAUGAGGUCAUUAUAAUCAAUGAUUCGUUGCCUUUAUUCACAUUUGGAUCAUUAAUCGGAAAUAUUGUUACAGCUGACUGUGCGGUUUGUUUAUCGAAGUUCGAGGCUCAGGAUCAGCUGAGGCUGCUGCCGUUAUGUUGUCACGCCUUUCAUGUUGCUUGCAUUGACACGUGGCUCACGUCGAAUCAGACGUGUCCGCUCUGCAGGUCCAGUAUUAAUCCGACAGAGUCGGAGGUUCUGGACAAGAUGAUUAGUAUUUCCACAGUUACGAACGAUAAUUCUGGCAAUAGUUUUCGUAUUGAGAUCGGGAGUGUCAGCAGGAGAACUGACUCUACCUCGAAUGAUAAUAACAGGAGGUCUUAUUCGAUUGGCUCGUUCGACUACAUUGUGGAUGAUGCCGGGUACGAGCUCUCGAGAGGCUCGACGCACAGGAGGGAGCCCUCGGAGGCUGCAUCGAAUGUCGAUAAGGACUCGGUGGGGGGUCAAUUGAUGGCUCCAGGGGAAAGCCUGGCGGCUGAAGUUGCUGGAGGGAGGAAUAGUUGGCUCAGGGACUAUGUUGAUCGAAUUGCAUCGAUUUCUUCUCGUUCGAUACGGAGCUCGGGGAGGUUUUUUUCGGGGAGUAGUCGGCGCAGUGAGCCUGUGGUGGCGGUUGGGGACUUGGAAUCUAGUAGAGUUGGGGAGGAGAUCAGUGAAUUGUUUCGGUGGCUGUCAGGGGUAUGAAUGGUAAUUUUGCUUCUGCGGUAGGGGUAGUUUUGUAAUUUUGAUACAUUUUUCGCAACAUUUCAGCUGUGUAAAUAUAAAUUUUGAUGUUUUUGUAGAUUAAUUCAACCUAUUACAAACUUUAUAUCAGUUGUAAGUUUUUUUUUUUGAUAA